This is a messenger RNA of Colletotrichum abscissum, 927 nucleotides long. Its product is annotated as finger protein. Gene Ontology annotation, biological process: positive regulation of transcription by RNA polymerase II. Lineage: Eukaryota; Fungi; Ascomycota; Sordariomycetes; Glomerellales; Glomerellaceae. Gene Ontology annotation, molecular function: sequence-specific DNA binding. Gene Ontology annotation, cellular component: nucleus. The coding region runs from base 1 to 927 and encodes 308 amino acids. The transcript is spliced from 3 exons. The record is from RefSeq and is a predicted model, not a curated record.
AUGGCAUCAAAUCUGUUUCAACUGAGGAGCACCUCACACCUGCUGCAAGGUUCAAUGAAGACUUGUCCGAAUGGCGAGAGCCAAUUUCCUACCUUCUUGACACGGUCGGAUCUUCAGCCUUGUAUGUCAAGCUGGUCCUUUAGCCGAAGCGACCUGCUCCAGCUCGCCUUUUCGCACGCCCAGAUACUUGUUCACAGACCAUUCCUCAUUAAUUCCCUUAAUAGCCUCUCUGGGCAGGUUCAAGAAAAUGGCAGUGGGCGGUUGAGGCAUGAGGAGAUUCGGAAAAAUGUUCAGCUUUGCGUGGACGCCGCCACAGAGAUCACGAAGCACGUCAACUACAUCAACGAUGCCGGCGAGCUCUACAGUACGUUGUUUCUCGUUUCGUAUUACGGAUUCAGUGCAGUGGUUAUACUCUACGUUUUCGCAAUCCAGCGACGUACCGAGACACCAGAGACCUGCCUGGAUUGCUUCCGUCUUGCUUCUCAAUGCCAUGCUCAAAUUGAAAGUAUUGCAACCAAUGGAUCACUUAUGCAGCGCUACGGUGUUGUCCUCCAAGAAUUGCGCCUCGAGGUCCUGCGGAACAAUACGUAUCUCGCGCCUGUCUCAAAUCCCCGCGCUGGAAAUUGUUUGACAUCAAAUGAGAACAACGAGAUCCUUCCUGUGCCAUACCGGCGGUCUCAAUUACGCCCCGAGGGUGGUACCAGCGGGUCGAGACUUGCUGUUGAACAAGCUGCCGAGGGCGCGCCUUUCUGCCGAUCCUUUCCGUGCUUUUCACGUCGGACUCUUCAACAUGAUAAACUGGGCACAAUUCGAUUCACUACUGACAUGAUUCUUUACCUGCCCCAUAGGUCACAGGUGGGACUGGAAAUUUUGAUGCGUUGGUUCACGACGACUCCGCCGAUCUUUGGGGCCACGGCAGCGACGUAA